This is a messenger RNA of Talaromyces rugulosus, 1143 nucleotides long. RefSeq lists its product as uncharacterized. Gene Ontology annotation, molecular function: molecular adaptor activity; GTPase activity; GTP binding. The transcript has 6 exons. The coding region runs from base 1 to 1143 and encodes 380 amino acids. Gene Ontology annotation, biological process: cytoskeleton-dependent cytokinesis. Gene Ontology annotation, cellular component: septin ring; septin complex; cell division site. The record is from RefSeq and is a predicted model, not a curated record. Lineage: Eukaryota; Fungi; Ascomycota; Eurotiomycetes; Eurotiales; Trichocomaceae.
AUGUCUUCCGGUCUCAACGCGAUCCGUCGAAAGAAGAAUGUCAAGAAGGGUAUCCAGUUCUGUUUGAUGGUCUGCGGCGCCAGUGGAACUGGACGCACAACCUUUGUCAACACUCUCUGUAGCAAGAAGGUUCUCGAGCACAAAGAUGCUGAUGAUGCCGAAAACGCACAUGUCGAAGAGGGUGUGCGGAUCAAGCCCGUCACAGUUGAGCUUGAACUUGAUGAGGAGGGCACCCGCAUCUCCCUGACCAUUGUCGACACUCCCGGAUUCGGCGACCAGAUUGACAAUGAGGCCAGCUUCUCCGAAAUUGUCGGAUACUUGGAACGCCAAUACGACGACAUUCUUGCCGAAGAGUCCAGAAUUAAGCGUAACCCCCGAUUCAGGGACAACCGAGUUCACGCUCUGCUCUACUUUAUCACCCCUACCGGACACGGUCUUCGAGAACUUGACAUUGAACUGAUGAAGCGAUUGUCUCCACGUGUCAAUGUCAUCCCCGUCAUCGGCAAGGCUGAUUCCCUCACCCCGGCUGAAUUGGCCGAGUCCAAGAAGCUCGUCAUGGAGGACAUUGAGCACUAUCGCAUCCCCGUUUACAACUUCCCAUACGACAUCGAAGAAGAUGAUGAGGACACCGUUGAAGAGAACGCAGAACUCCGUGGUCUUAUGCCAUUUGCCAUCGUUGGUUCUGAAGAAGUUUUGGAAAUCGGUGGAAAGAAGGUUCGCGCCAGGCAAUACCCCUGGGGUGUUGUCGAGGUCGAGAACCCUCGUCACUCCGAUUUCCUUGCCAUCCGAAGCGCUCUUCUCCACAGCCACCUCGCGGACCUCAAGGAAAUUACUCACGACUUCCUCUACGAAAACUACCGUACCGAGAAGCUCAGCAAGAGCGUGGAUGGUGCCUCUGCUAACCAAGACUCUUCUAUGAACCCCGAAGACCUUGCCUCCCAAUCGGUCCGCCUAAAGGAGGAACAGCUCCGCCGCGAGGAAGAGAAGCUUCGCGAGAUCGAACUCAAAGUCCAACGCGAGAUCAACGAGAAACGCCAGGAGCUUUUGGCUCGCGAAAGCCAGCUCCGAGAAAUCGAGGCCCGCAUGCAACGGGAGACCAGCUCUCAACUGGGCCCGAGCGAGGAACUCAAUGGAGAGGCCUAG